Molecule: messenger RNA, 558 nt
Organism: Cucumis sativus (cucumber)
Lineage: Eukaryota; Viridiplantae; Streptophyta; Magnoliopsida; Cucurbitales; Cucurbitaceae
Product: ATP synthase delta chain, chloroplastic
Exons: 2
Coding region: 1-558 (185 amino acids)
Biological process (GO): proton motive force-driven ATP synthesis; photosynthetic electron transport in photosystem I; photosynthetic electron transport in photosystem II
Cellular component (GO): chloroplast thylakoid membrane
Molecular function (GO): proton-transporting ATP synthase activity, rotational mechanism
Source: RefSeq, a predicted model, not a curated record
AUGGAUACUUUAACAACACCCUCUGUUUCUUCAGCUCUCAGAGUUCCGUCAAGAACCCUAACUUCAUCUCGCGACUUUCUUCACCUCAAGAAUCCCACCGCUCAUCUCCCUCAUCGCUCCCCUUCUCGUUACGCCGCUGCACUCCUCGACGCAUCUCAAUCUACCGGCACGAUUCACUCGGUGGCGAAGGAUGUCGGGAGAUUCUCGAAGCUGCUGAGAGGGAAGCGAAUUGGAAGGGUCUUGAAUGAUCCGUUGGUGGGAGACGAGGAGAAAGGGCGACUGGUGAAGGAAAUUGCAGUGAAGGGUGGGUUUGAGAGGCAGGUGGUGAAGUUAACGAAGAUGCUGAUUGAGAAGAGCAAACUAAGUAUUUUAACGGAGGUGUUUAGCGAAUUCGAAAGGGUUUAUGAUGAGCUCUGUGGAACGGAAGUGGUGAUGGUUUCUUCGAGCAAGAAGAUGGAGGAAGAAGAGUUGAUUGGGAUUGCGAAGAACGUGCAAAGGCUGAGUGGGGCUAUCAAAGUGAAGGUCAGAAGCUUCAUUCAUGGCGGAUUAAUGGUUUAG